Messenger RNA from Rana temporaria (common frog), 1787 nucleotides. RefSeq names its product zinc finger protein OZF-like. Gene Ontology annotation, biological process: regulation of transcription by RNA polymerase II. The record is from RefSeq and is a predicted model, not a curated record. The transcript has 3 exons. Bases 94 to 1752 code for a protein of 552 amino acids. Gene Ontology annotation, molecular function: DNA-binding transcription factor activity; RNA polymerase II cis-regulatory region sequence-specific DNA binding. NCBI's taxonomy places the organism in Eukaryota, Metazoa, Chordata, Amphibia, Anura, Ranidae.
CAGGAAGGUCACACCAUCCCCCACCAUCAUCAGCGUGAGGAACUCAUUGAUAUAAAAGCCGAGGUGAAGGAGGAAGAAGAAGAGACGUAUGUGAUGGGUGAUCAGCAGAGCAUGAAGAAGGAAAAGGAGGAAUCUUCUCUGAAAACCAGCUCAAAUGGAAAGUAUUGUUCAGAGAUCAAUACAUUGGAGAGAAGUCUUAUUACGUCUCCAGAUUGUGCAACGUCACCAUCUUUUGCAGUACUAUUUCCUAUGAAUGUAACAUUUUACUAUUUGGUCAGACCAAUGGAUCCUUCUAAUCCUGAGAAAUCCCAUACUAUGACUACAGAUGUCCAUCUAAGACCAAUGGGUCCUUCUAAUCCUGAGAAAUCCCAUACUAUGACUUCAGAUGUCCAUCUAAGACCAAUGGGUCCUUCUAAUCCUGAGAAAUCCCAUACUAUGACUACAGAUGUCCAUCUAAGACCAAUGGGUCCUUCUAAUCCUGAGAAAUCCCAUACUAUGACUUCAGAUGUCCAUCUAAGACCAAUGGGUCCUUCUAAUCCUGAGAAAUCCCAUACUAUGACUACAGAUGUCCAUCUAAGAUCAAUGGGUCCUUCUAAUCCUGAGGAACCUUCUCAUAAAUCCCAUACUAUGACUUCAGAUGUCCAUCUAAGACCAAUGGGUCCUUCUAAUCCUGAGAAAUCCCAUACUAUGGCUACAGAUGUCCAUCUAAGACCAAUGGGUCCUUCUAAUCCUGAGAAAUCCCAUACUAUGGCUACAGAUGUCCAUCUAAGACCAAUGGGUCCUUCUAAUCCUGAGGAAUCCCAUACUAUGACUUCAGAUGUCCAUCUAUGUUCUCACAGUGCUGACCAAUCAACAGAUCCAUCCAAUCUCCAGAAACCCUCUUCAACCCAUGAGGGAGCUCACACAGGAGGGAGCACAUUGCCAUGUUUGGUGUGCGGAAAAACAGUCACUAAGCAAAAUGCAGUUGUUAACCACCAGAAAUCUGACAAGCCUGAGAGUUCUAAUUCGUGUUCAGAGUGCGGAAAAAGUUUUGCUAAGAAACAAAACCUUCGUGUACACCAGCGAACACACACUGGUGAGCGUCGCUUUUCCUGCUCAGAGUGCGGAAAAAGUUUUUAUGAGAAACACAUUUUUCUUACACACCUUAGAACUCACACUGGUGAGCGCCCCUUUCCUUGUCCAGAGUGCGGUAAAUGUUUUUCUGAAAAGGCAUACCUUCACAAACACCAGAAAAUUCACGCGAGUGAGCUUCCUUAUCCAUGUUCAGAGUGUGGAAAAGGUUUUCCUACAAAACAAAGCCUUGUGAAACACCAGGGAAUACAUACGGGCGUGCGGCCCUUUUCUUGUUCAGAGUGCGGAAGAGGUUGUUCUACAAAAGAUAAGUUUGUUAUACACCAGAGAAUUCAUACGGGAGAGCGUCCCUUUAGCUGUUCAGAGUGUGGAAAAUCUUUUUCUGAUAAAGGAAGCCUUCGUAAACACGAGAGAACCCACACGGGUGAGCGUCCCUAUGACUGUUUAGAGUGCGGGAAGUCUCUUUCUAGUAGAAGUUGCCUUCGUAUACACCAGAGAACUCACACGGGUGAGCGUCCCUUUUGCUGUUCUGAGUGCGGAAAAUGUUUUUCUAACCAAGAAUUCCUUCUUAAACAUCAGGGCGUUCAUACGGGGGAGCGUCCCUUUUCCUGUUCGGAGUGCGGAAAAAGUUAUUUUGACCAGACAAGACUUCGCACACACCAGAAAAAAGAACACUGUUGACCGUCCAUAUAAUAAAAUGUUUAUAAUGGGGUAAA